Molecule: messenger RNA, 444 nt
Organism: Linum tenue
Lineage: Eukaryota; Viridiplantae; Streptophyta; Magnoliopsida; Malpighiales; Linaceae
Source: the annotation of a GenBank genome assembly
AAAACGAUAUUUUUACAAUUUUCUUUUGGAUUUUGGUUUUGGACGAGGAAGAAGAAAAGGGGGUCGUCGUCGAAUCCGUUCCUUGCCGGCGGCAGUGGAGACAGAAGACUCACCGUCGCUGAAUUACAAGAGAAAAUGGCUAAAAUUUCAGUCAGAUCGGGUUCGCCGAUGGCGAGGGUGUUUUCACUAGUGGCGGAAAAAAAACAUCAAUCGCUAGAGACUCAAAGGCGACUUGGGUUUUGGUAGCAAAGAGGUCUAGGUGAGGUCUAGUAAGACUCUUGAGAAAUUUAACUUAAAAAAUGGAUUAUAUGGCUAUAGACUAAAUGAUUUGUGAACUUGAAUACUAAAAAAAUGGUUGUGUGCGUUUGUUCUGGAAUUUUAAUUAUUGUUGGAUUUGAUCGGUGGAUUUAGAUCUAGCUCUAGAUACUCUUGAAGUUAGAAAAG